This is a messenger RNA of Symbiodinium sp. CCMP2592, 975 nucleotides long. The record is from the annotation of a GenBank genome assembly. NCBI's taxonomy places the organism in Eukaryota, Dinophyceae, Suessiales, Symbiodiniaceae.
AUGGCGCUUGCGAGAGAGGCAAUGCCCAGCCGCGUCUCGGAACUACCUGCAACGGCUGUGUCAGAGCUCCUCGAUGCACCACCAGGGUUGACGAAGCAAUCUUGCGAGUUCAAGGUUGCCUUGGCUGAAGCUUGCAAGCCUCCCACUGGCCGUCCAGCAGCACAUUCGGAAGCCGACACCAUCAGCACGGCCUCCGGAAGUGAAGAUGUCUUGGAUCAUGACUUGCCUGGCGACAACCAAGUGGGAAAUGACUGGCAUAACUACAGCACGGAGGGCGUUCCGCAGCAGCCGUUUGCCGAUCCAUACGCGAACUGCUGGCAAAGGAUGACGGUGCCUUUGAGCGAUCAUGUUGUUGGCCUUCUCUCCUCACGAAGGGGGAAGCAACGCUUGUCGGUGCUGCAAAAGCAAAGCGGAGCCCAUGCAAGACUCAACCUGGAGUGGCGUGCUUUGCACCUGUGCGGCACACAUCAGGCCAUCCUGAACGCCAUGGUCUUGAUGGAGUUGAUGGAAGGCUUCACCGUGAAUUUGCCCAUGCCGUUGUGGACAGAACUCCUUCGUUGCAGAAACCUUGGCUCCCACGAAGCUCCGCUGUCUUUGGCACGGGUUCAGGAAUUUCUGAGCCGGCGGAUUCACGUCGAGCGCGAGAGCUUCGAACUUCGCGUCUUCGCCCCGCUGGCCGAAAGAGCAGCAACCAUCGGGAAAGUACAGCUGCUCGCGUCUCUUUGCACCAAGCAGACGGUCGAGCUGCCGGCUGAUUGCAACUGGAACAUCAUCAAGGAGAUGCAGGCGUCGGAGAAAGUCACCAUGAAGUUGGAGGGGAGCAGAGUGGAGUUGAUAGGCAUCGUGUCGGCCGUGCAGCAAGCUGCAGAAGAUCUGAAACGAGGAGUUCGUUCUGAAGAGCCCAGACCAACAUUUCUGAGGGAGCCCCCUGGUUUGACGCACCCGGGGGAAGCCCAGCAGUGGCUUGCCAUCUAA